Cottoperca gobio is the source of this 4109-nucleotide messenger RNA. RefSeq names its product rhophilin, Rho GTPase binding protein 2 (gene rhpn2). Lineage: Eukaryota; Metazoa; Chordata; Actinopteri; Perciformes; Bovichtidae. The coding region runs from base 1 to 2064 and encodes 687 amino acids. Gene Ontology annotation, biological process: negative regulation of stress fiber assembly; signal transduction. The transcript is spliced from 15 exons. The record is from RefSeq and is a predicted model, not a curated record. Gene Ontology annotation, molecular function: protein binding.
AUGACGGACACUCUUUUACCAAACGGCAUCAAAGACAGCGGAGGAGCCGGCAGCUUCUUCAGAAAGGGUUGUAACCCGUUCGCUGCGACUGGACGAAGCAAACUGCAGAAUAAACGAGCCAGUCUGAACCAGCAGAUCAUCAAACAGAUGAGGAUGAGGGCCGGAGCUGAGAACCUGCUCAAGGCUACAUCUAACAACAAGGUUAAAGAGAUGGUUCUGUUGGAGCUGAGCUAUGUUAACUCCAACCUGCAGCUGCUGAUGGGACAGCUGGAAGGACUCAACAGCUCAGUGGAGGUCUACCAGAACACCCAGGAAACAGCCAGCAUCCCCCUCAUUGCUCUGGGUCUGAAGGAGACAAAAGACAUCGACUUCUCCAGUCUAUUCAAGGACAUCAUCUUGGAGCACUACAGUGAAGACGGGAACAGUUUUGAAGAUGAGAUUGCUGACCUGAUGGACCUGCGACAGGCUUGCAGAACACCAAGUCGAAACGAGGCCGGUGUGGAACUGAUAGCAAAAUACUCCAGUCAUCUUCCUCUGAUGGAGAGCCGAUUCUUCUCCCCAACCCGUCAGACUGGCAUCUUCUUCACCUGGUAUGACUCCUUCACAGGAGUGCCGGUGUGCCAACAGAACCUGUCCCUGGAGAAGGCCAGCAUCCUCUUCAACAUGGCCGCCCUUUACUCUCAGAUCGGUACCCGUAGUGACCGACAGACGAUAGUCGGCCUGGAGGAGGCCAUCUCUUCCUUCCAGAAAGCUGCAGGUAUCCUGAACCACCUGAAGGAGACGUUCACCCACACUCCCAGCUACGACAUGAGCCCAGCCAUGCUCAGUAUGUUGAUUCGGAUGAUGCUUGCUCAGGCUCAGGAGUGCCUGUUUGAGAAGACUGCACUGCCUGGGAUCCGAAACCAGUUCUAUUCCCUGAUGAAAAUGGCCCAGGAGGCUGCAAAGGUCUCAGAAAUCUACGACCAAGUCCAUCAGUCCAUGAUCCAGACGCCAAUCAAAGACAAUGUCCCGUUCUUCUGGUCCACCAUGUCGCAAGUCAAAACCAACCACUACCGCUCCAUGGCACACUACUUUGUAGCCUCAGCGCUCCUGGACCACCAGUUGGGCCUCCGUGACGAUGAGGACCAGCAGGAGAAGACCUUGUCACAGGUCUAUGAUCGUCUUCCUGAGGGACGCUCUCCUCUUGACAUCCUGAGAAGGAAAGAUGAACGUGAACGCAUUGGUAAGGCGCACAUUCGCCGGGCCAUACUGGGUCAUGAGGAGGCUCUGAGGAUCUAUAGUUUGUGCCACCACCUGAACAAGCUGGAGGUCCUGCAGGACAUUUUAAGAGCCAGCCUUCAGCGCUCGCUCAACAAGUGUACCGAAAACGAAGAUGAGGAGGAGUUUGCUGACUACACGGAGGCCCCAGACAUCAUCUCUAAAACGGAGCACAAAGCAGAGAUGGAGGUUCCCCCAACCACAAAGGUGAAAGUCACAGACUUCUUCCAGAGGCUGGGCCCUCUGUCAGUCUUCUCAGCAAAGCAGCGGUGGACAGCCCCACGGACAAUACAGCUUCACCCAGAAGACAGAGACCUGAGCUUUACCCUAAAAGGAGAAUCACCAGUCCAGGUGGUGUCGUUGGACCCCCUCUGCCCAGCUGCUGCCGACGGUCUAAAAGAGGGCGACUACAUUGUUGCCGUGGAUGACACAGAUUGCAAAUGGAUGGGCGUGAGCGAUGUGAUGCGGCUGCUGAAGGAUGUGAACGAGGAAGGGAUUGACAUCCAGGUGGUCAGCAUUAUGGACAACAACCCUCCGAUGCCUACCAAGAGUGCCACCUUCUGUGGAAACCUGCCUAAGACCUACUCCAUGAUUUGUCUGGCCUAUGACGACGAAGACAAGAGCCCCAAGUCCCGGAAAGUAACCAAGAAGUCAUCCUUCCUCAACUUUGGUCUGAAGAACAGGCUGAAGAGUGCCAGCACCCUCAGCCUUCCCACAGCGGACCACUCCGGUGCCCUUCCCUGGAAUAAACCCUGUCCUACGUUCCCCAGCUCCAGCUCCUACAACAACGACAGUGCCCUCUACUGAGCAAGCUGCAGACUUUUUACUGUCUGCAAGCAUCGUGCCGUAUGCAUAUAUGGCUGUGUUACAGUACUGUGUUGUACCCAUACUGGACCUGCUAUGGUACAGUACCUGUGCCCUUUGGUGUUUCCAAACUGAAAACUGAGCAGUGGUGUAUGUAGCUUGUAUGUCACCAGUGUACUCAAGACAUUUCUGCCAGCUACCUUGGAAAGUAGCUGUGGCAAACACUGUAUAUAAGGUGCCUUUUGUUGGUACACGGGGGCUUUCCCAGAACAGUUGAGUACCUGAAGUAAACUGGGCCGCACAUCAAAACAUAAUGGGAAAUCAUUCUAGACCAUGCCAGUAUGCGUACAGCACAGUACAACUGCACUGUGGGAAAACAACUGCCAGUCUAUAUAUAUAUAUACACACACACACAGCACUGAGACAGGCCUCUAAGUUAAACUGUCAUCUCUGUAUGUUUUCUUGAAGAAAGGCUCCAGACGAAUUGAAGGAUGAAAAACAAAGUUGUACAAACACACCCAGUGUCGGUUUCUACUCGACUGCAAAGGGGGUCAUUUUACUGUGGCUCCAGCAAUCCCUUGUUAGUUCCAUUGUGUACGGAUGUAGCUGUGCACAUUCAUGUUCUCUGUGUAUCAUGUCAUGUUUCAUACUGUAUAUGUGAAGGAUUAGGUCAUUGCCACAAUAUUUGUUGCAAUCAGUGGAACAGCGUUGGUGUUGGAAAUAUGUACAUUUUCUGAAUAGAUAUGUAGAUGUUAUGAACCUUGUUGCAGUAUGUUUAACAGUGAUUUGAGGGGAAAACUAAUUGUGCUGCGCAGUUGUUGUUCUUGUCUGGGGAGAGUUGAAUGCAAGGUUCUAUAAGCUGCUAAACAAAUGUUAUAUAUAUAUACCUUGAUUAUGUAUUAUUGUCACUUUUGUAUUUGUAAUCCUCAGCCUUUGAGGAUUGUUGUUUCUGCUGAGUGUCAUGCCUGGGACACAGUGUAAAUGGAAUAUUGGUGUUUUUAGGUUUACUUAAUGUACCAGCCAUGCCCCAAGACCAAAAUGCCUCCAUGUCCCCAAUAUGCCAGGAUGUACCGUAGACCAUCCUGACUCAUCUUACCCAGCUCUGGCCCUCUUUAUCAGUGCUUGUGCCGUCUGGCAGUUUGUCCAUUUGUAAGAAGAGCACAAGCUGCAUGUCUGUUAAUGUGAAUCUUGAUGUAGUUUAAAGGUUGUUUUGUCUCCAGAAGGGAAGAAUGUGAGCAGGGCGAUGACAUUCCUGUCGUCGUACCUGGACAACUGCCGGUCACCCAACAGUGACUUUGAUCAAAGCCCGCAGUCAGGUUUCUACUAUUUGUCUCUACCUGUGUUAAUCCUAGUCACAUCCCACACUUUUACUGACACUUUGCAGUGUUGGACUUUCUCUUUAUCUACAAAGUAGAUUAUUAUUAUACACAUUUGAUAAUCAAAUUAUUUAUGUAACAAAAAAUACGCAAAAAUAAAAAAAUAUAUAUAAACUUGUAGGUUUUAGAUCUAGUUUGUGAAUGGUCAAGUUGUGAAUUUUUGCACGUUGGACUUCUUGGUUGGUUUCUUGGUUGGUUUCUUGGUUGGUUUCUUGGAGGAAUGUAUUUUACUAGCCUUGCUUAAUCCUUUGGUGAACUUAUAUACUGGUACAUUUUAUCUAUGUAAAGAUAUUUUUUAAAUGUUUUAAAAUGGUAACACUGAGAAGAUGUAAUGCUCUUUACUGUCUCUGUUUACCUAAUGUGGUGUCUGAAGUGCCAUUUGUGCUUAAUUAUGAAGGAAGAUGUCACAAUAAGUGUAUGUGCAGUAAUCGAUGAAUAUUACUAAGUGCUAACAGAGAGAAUGUUGUCGCCUUAACAGAUCUUCACAUGCAUUUCACCUUACACACUGAUCCUAAAUGCCUAGGUCUGUGGUUCCUGUUCUAAGUUUCAGGUUGCCUUUCUAUCUUUCUCUGUAUUGUGUGCUGCAUAGCAACUGUGGUGUGAAAGCUGUGUCUGUAAGUCUCUGUGUCAUAUGUAUAAACUCAAAUCUCAAUAAAAGGGGGACAAAAAUCA